AGUCUUGUGUACAUCGAUGAUUCGAUAGCGGGAUGCGGCAACAAUAUGCAUUAUUUGGCGAACGUAAAAGUCAAAGCUAAAGGGGGUGUAUACCUGUCAGUCGUAAGACCAAGUGGUGUAGAUUUGAGCCUUAAGAUCCAAGGGCACAUGUGUCCUCAAACGUGCAGCCAUGGGCGCAGCCACAGCGAAGAUCUAAUCAAUAGGCGCCCUUCUCCUGACCUCCCGAUCCCUUGUUCAGUUAUGCCUCCGACCUACCGAGACAAUGACAGAUUAGACGAGAAGAAAAAGAAACAUCGCGUUCGACAAAGUGGUCCCAAGGCUGACAAAAAGCAACUCAAGGACAAGAAAGCCCCUUCGCACAAUGUGAAAGCAUUUGCUGUCCAGCACACAACGAAGGCCGCUCGUCUCGUUCAGCGUACGCUUGAUUAUCGGACAAAGAAGCAACACCUACCCCAGUCUUCUCAUGUAGUCGAUGCACCGCCACCUAUGGUUGUCGCCCUUGUCGGACCACCGAAAAGUGGUAAGACAACGCUCCUAAAAAGCUUGAUCAAGCAUUUUGCUCGUCAAGCAAUCAAUGUUGUCAAGGGUCCUUUGACAGUGGUCGUUGGUAAAAAGGUGCGACUCACGUUCAUUGAAUGUGGUUGUGACAUAAACAGCAUGCUUGACGCCGCCAAAAUAGCCGAUGUCGUACUUUUGAUGGUGAACGUUCGCACCGGUUUGGAGAUGUACCAUUUCGAGUUUAUCAAUAUGGUCCAAGUACACGGAAUGCCUCGGGUUAUACCGGUACUCAACCAUCUGGACACGUACAAAGAUUCCAGUUCGUCGAGAGCCGUGCGACGGAAAAUCAAACAACGUCUUUGGGUUGACUUGAAUUCCAAGAUAUUUCUUUUAUCACGAUUCCAGCCGAAAAAAUAUCCUACUUCCGAAGAGCCAGUAGGCGAAUUUAGUAAGCCUGGAGAUUACCUAAUCGCGGAGGUUCGACGCCUGGCGCGAAUGAUUGUCGUCAAAAUCCCUCGUGCUACUGAUUGGCGCACGUCUCAUCCGUAUAUGCUCAUCGAUCGCCUGGAGGAUAUCACUGACAGUACAUUGCUUUCCGAGUCACCUCAUGCUGAUCGUACGGUGAGCAUGUAUGGCUGGGUUCGGGGCGCUCCAUUACCGCCAGCACUCACUUCUCCAGGAAUCCAUAUCGCUGGUCUUGGCGAUUUCACUCUAGCCGAUUGUACUCGUCAACCGGACCCGUGUCCUCUGCCGAACCAGAUUGCGGCGCUGGCCAACAUUGCUUCGUCAACCGGAAAACCCAGUCGCCACCUGGCUGAAAGAGAUCGAAAGAUUUACGCUCCUAUGUCGAGUCUUGGAGGUGUAUUGUUCGAUCGAGAUGCAACCUACAUUGACCUUGGAGGCAGCCAUUAUUUAACGCAACAGCGACAACGCGGCGGGCGUUCUCAAGUCGUCACACAAACAGCACUAGACGAGGUUCAUGCAACCUUUGGUCACCUAGGCGGCUUGGAUGAACAGAUGGAGAGUGAGCACCGUGUCCGCAUUUUGGGUGAUACGCCAUAUUUGCUUGGGAAGCAAGUAGACAUGGACGAUGAAGAAAUGAGCACAGGUACAGACACCACUGACAAUGAGAACGAAGAGUCUGACGAGGAGGAUGACCAGUCGACAGAACGUACAGCUUCUGUCACCCAAACCGAGUCCGUAGAAGAUGCUAAAGUAUUUUCCGACAAUCUGUUUGCCGGUUUUCUCGUACCAGCUGGAACAGAACCAUCGCGCCAGCCGCCUGCGGAGACUCGUAAACAUCACCAGUCGUCGUCUACAAACAAAAGUGUUCAUCUCGAAGUGAAGCAAGUCCUUGACGAUAUUGAUUGGCGAACUACCCGGCCAGCACGUGUUAAUUGGAACCGCAUUAUCUACAGACAAGUUCAACCAUCGGAAAUUGACGAAGCAACCACCAAAUCCACGGUAGACGGGCUUUUUCGUGUCCCUUCUCAACAAGGAUUUGAUGAUCAUCCGAGCCUUGGAAUGACUGUUAGGACUCACGACUUUACAAUACCACUGCGUUUCGGCAGUUCGGCAAGUUCUCCCACAGACUGGACAGAUCCCGGGAUGCUAGAAAGGAUAGCAAACAGAUUUACCACCGGGCAAUGGGAUGCCUCAGAGGACGCCCAAACUCUGCUGCAGACGGACGCCCAGGCCCGUGCUGCACUGGCUGCACAGGAAGCCCAUAAAUAUGCCGCUGCUUCAGCAAGCAAAGUGCGUUACAAAGGGGCCUCUGAUGGCUAUUCGGAUGAGGAGAUGGAAGAAGUGGAGGGUGGUGGUGAAGGCGAGGAAGAGGACGCUGCUGAUUCUUAUAACACAUCUGAUGAGUCUGACGUAGAAAUGGCGAGCGAUGAAGAUGUCUUUGCUGGUUCCGAUAAACAAAGUGGGGAUUCUGGUGGACAGGAAUCUGAUGCUGAGAGAGAUGACCCGAAUGCCGAAUUCGAGAAGCGUCUCCUCCGACCAACCAAACGUCAGAAAUUGUUGGAGAAGCGCAAGCGCCACAAAGCACUGUUUGAGAAGCUGUAUGAAGCUGCUGGUGGAGGUUCUGAGGCAACUGCGUUCUACGAUAAACUUGUGACUGCAAAGGAGGCUCAGCUAGCAGCCAAUCGAGCAGUACUCCAAAGUCUUUCUGAAGAAGCGGUAGAACAACUUGAAGGCUUUCCUCCAGGUGCUUAUGUACGCUUGGAGUUCAGAGCGCCGAGGAGGCUAAAGGCUACAUCCAAGUUCGGUUUCGUACCCAUCGUUGGCUCAAACGUGUGCUUCGAUCCAACGACCCCAUCACCGUGUCUAUCGGCUGGCGUCGCUNGAUCCAACGGCCCCAUCACCGUGUCUAUCGGCUGGCGUCGCUAUCAAACUGUGGGUGUAUUCUCGAAAGAGGAGCACAAUCUUCGGAAUCGAUUCCUCAAGUACUCUCUCCCUCAUGAACAUUGUCUCAUCACUAUCUACGGCCCUUUGGUUCCCGCAAAAACUGGCGUUACAUUGUUUGUCAAUUCCGCGUGGCGCCCGCAAUCAGACGCGUCCGGUCUGCCGACAUUCCGUGUUGCCGGAACCGGGAGCGUUACAGCCACAGAUCAGUCGUUUCAAAUUAUGAAGAAACUCAAGUUGAUUGGAGAGCCGUACAAAAUAUUCUCCAAGACAGCAUUUAUUCGUGGCAUGUUCAACAGUGCUCUGGAAGUUAGCAAGAUGGUUGGCGCACGAAUCCAAACGGUGUCCAACAUCCGAGGUCUAAUUAAGUCGGCACUGACCAAUCCAUCGGUUUCGCAACCUGGGGAUUUCCGUGCCACAUUCGAGGCUCAGCUUCGGCGGUCUGACUUGGUCUUCUUGCGCACUUUUGUUGCUGUCGAGUUGCCGCGCUAUUACAACCCCGUGUUGAAUCGCCUGUGUCCGGUGGAGGGGGAGGAAGCAGUUGGUCCUGGCGACACCCACGGAUGGCGACUAAUGCGGACGCUGACAGAGCUACGGAAGGAAACCGGUGUGAAGGUUGAAGUGAAUGCAGACUCGCAUUACAAGCCCAUUCAGCGUCCCGUACACGUACCAACUCCUCUGUACGUUCCAACCAAACUGGUCGCUGCCUUACCGUUUGCACAAAAGCCGAAAAUGUCCAAGAAGAUGGCUCAACUAAUCACCAUAGGUUGCGCUGGCUUGCUCACUCGCUCUCCCAUUCAGCGUCCCGUACACGUACCAACUCCUCUGUACGUUCCAACGAAACUGGUCGCUGCCUUACCAUUUGCACAAAAGCCGAAAAUGUCCAAGAAGAUGGCUCGAGAACUACUUGGGGGAGAUAAAGUCAAAGCCGCUGUAUUUGGUGACUUACCGCCGCCAAUCAAAGCCGCCGCAGACAGAAAUAUGGAGACACGAGAGGAACUGUUAUCACGUCUGCGUCAGUUGCAUGCGGAUUAUAAGCAACGUCAGCGUGAGAAAAUGGUAGCCCGGGUGUCGAAGCACAAACAAGAGAUGGCCAAACUGGAGCAGAAACGACUCGCAAACGAACGUCAACGGAGGAAGGCGUUUUUCGCUCGCCAAGGUGGUCGACGAAGAGGCAAGAAGAGUGAUCGAUCAGAAUAGACGGGCAACAGCCCAUUAGUGUACAGCGGAAAUCGGUUGUAAUAUAUGUUUGUAACAAUUUCGC
Molecule: messenger RNA, 4168 nt
Organism: Opisthorchis viverrini
Lineage: Eukaryota; Metazoa; Platyhelminthes; Trematoda; Opisthorchiida; Opisthorchiidae
Exons: 11
Coding region: 46-4104 (1352 amino acids)
Biological process (GO): endonucleolytic cleavage of tricistronic rRNA transcript (SSU-rRNA, 5.8S rRNA, LSU-rRNA); maturation of SSU-rRNA from tricistronic rRNA transcript (SSU-rRNA, 5.8S rRNA, LSU-rRNA); ribosome biogenesis
Cellular component (GO): nucleus; 90S preribosome
Molecular function (GO): GTP binding; GTPase activity; U3 snoRNA binding
Source: RefSeq, a predicted model, not a curated record